Molecule: messenger RNA, 1667 nt
Organism: Juglans microcarpa x Juglans regia
Lineage: Eukaryota; Viridiplantae; Streptophyta; Magnoliopsida; Fagales; Juglandaceae
Product: succinate--CoA ligase [ADP-forming] subunit beta, mitochondrial
Exons: 12
Coding region: 207-1475 (422 amino acids)
Biological process (GO): succinyl-CoA metabolic process; tricarboxylic acid cycle
Cellular component (GO): mitochondrion; succinate-CoA ligase complex
Molecular function (GO): ATP binding; succinate-CoA ligase (ADP-forming) activity; metal ion binding
Source: RefSeq, a predicted model, not a curated record
UAUUUCUUUACGCGCCACGCGUUACCUUGGCCAGGGUCCGUUUCUCUCAACUACUUUGACCCGAUCAACCUCCGAAUCCGGCACUCUCUCUCUUUCCCUUUGUCUGUGCGCGCCCUAGGGUUUGAGUGCUUGCUCUUUAGGGUUUCGCGCCCAACACUCUGAAUCUCUGAUUCUCUCUGGUCGAUCUUCAAUAAAAUAUUGGAAGAAUGGUGAGAGGUUUGCUCAACAAGCUCGUCUCGCGCUCUCUCUCCGUAGCUGGAAAAUGGCAGCAACAACAGCUCCGCCGCCUCAACAUUCAUGAGUUUCAGGGGGCUGAUUUGAUGGGCAAAUACGGGGUCAAUGUUCCGAAAGGUGUUGCCGUUUCUUCUGUUGAUGAAAUCAAGAAGGCAAUGCAGGAUGUAUUUCCCAAUCAAAGCGAGUUGGUGGUCAAAAGCCAAAUUUUGGCUGGUGGAAGAGGCUUGGGAACAUUUAAAAGUGGUCUUAAGGGCGGAGUUCAUAUUGUUAAGGCUGAUCAGGUUGAAGAGAUAGCUGGGAAGAUGCUUGGGCAGAUACUUGUCACCAAACAAACUGGUCCCCAAGGCAAAGUUGUGAGUAAGGUGUACUUAUGUGAAAAAUUGUCACUGGUUAAUGAGAUGUACUUUGCUAUCACUCUGGAUCGUAAAACUGCUGGUCCACUUAUAAUUGCCUGUAGAAAGGGAGGAACCAGCAUUGAGGACCUUGCAGAGAAAUUCCCAGAUAUGAUUAUAAAGGUUCCUAUUGAUGUUUUCCAAGGAAUUACUGAUGAAGAUGCUGCAAAGGUUGUUGAUGGUUUGGCUCUCACGGUGGCUGAUAGGAAAGAUUCAAUUGAGCAAGUGAAGAAAUUAUAUGAACUUUUUUGCAAGUGUGACUGCACACUAUUAGAAAUCAAUCCCAUUGCGGAGACUUCUGAUAAGCAGUUAGUAGCUGCUGAUGCUAAGUUAAACUUUGAUGACAAUGCAGCCUUUCGUCAGAAAGAGAUAUUCACUCUCCGUGAUCCAUCACAGGAGGAUCCUCGAGAGGUGGCUGCUGCUAAAGCAGAUUUAAAUUAUAUUGGCUUAGAUGGAGAGAUUGGUUGCAUGGUGAAUGGCGCAGGAUUAGCAAUGGCCACAAUGGAUAUAAUUAAACUGCAUGGGGGAACUCCGGCCAAUUUUCUAGACGUAGGUGGGAAUGCUUCUGAAGGCCAGGUGAUUGAGGCAUUCAAGAUAUUGACUUCGGAUGAGAAGGUGAAAGCAAUCUUAGUGAACAUAUUCGGGGGAAUAAUGAAAUGUGAUAUAAUAGCGCGUGGAAUUGUCAAUGCUGCCAAAGAGGUUUCACUGAAAGUACCAGUGGUUGUUCGUCUUGAAGGCACCAAUGUUGACCAAGGAAAGAGAAUCCUAAAGGAAAGUGGUAUGGCAUUGAUAACGGCAGAUGACCUUGAUGAUGCUGCUGAGAAAGCAGUUAAAGCAGCUUACAAAUGAGGGAAUCCCUUGGUAACCUAUAUAUAAUUUUAUCCUCUUCAGCAUGAUUUGUUUUUUUUUGGGGGGGUGAGUAAAUAUGAUUUACUCUGGCUAGUGUAUUUUUGGCGGAAAUACGUGUAGACAGUCCCAGUAAAAUGGGAAUUGAUGUAAGAUUUUGAUUAAAUAUAGAAUUGUUAAAGUUUUCCCAAUAAA